AUGGCAGAGAAGUCUGCAAGGCAUUCGGUGAGUGACUCGGCCGAGGCCACUUAUGAAACCGACGGAGCAAGACCGUCAGUAGAGGGAGCCAAGGAUGAUGCUGGAAACUUGACAUUCGAUCAAUACACCGAGGGUGGUCUCGGUCGUCACCUUGGUAUUUUCAGUACAUCCUCUUUAAUUAUCGGACGUAUCAUUGGUACAGGUAUCUUUUCGACACCUUCAUCAAUCGUACAGGGGGUUGGCAGCGUGGGAGCUGCGUUAAUGUUAUGGGUACUGGGUCUUUUACUGGCUAUGGCAGGACUCUGCGUCUGGCUGGAGUUCGCCUGCAUGAUUCCUCGAAGUGGUGGUGAAAAGGUCUAUCUUGAGGCUGCGUACAAGAAGCCGCACAUGCUCAUCACCACGGUAUUUGCCGUCCAAGCUAUUGCUCUUGGAUUUACAGCCUCGGGAUGUAUUGUUUUCGCAUCCAACGUCAUCAAUGCAGCCGGCCACACUGCAACUGAAUGGCAACAGCGCGGUAUUGCAAUCGGGGUCAUUACCUUCAUCACAAUUAUCCACACUUUCUUCCCAAAGAUCGGUGUUCAUGGCAUGAACUUCUUCACAGUGCUCAAGAUCGCCCUGCUCUUGUUCAUCGUCGUCACAGGAUGGGUUGUGCUUGGUGGUGGUGUUGCGGCCGUUCCUGACCCUCAUGCCAGCUUUCGCAACGCAUUCGAGGGCUCAGCAACCUCUGGAAAUCCGUAUGCCACAGCACUGUUCAAGGUUUUGAACUCUUUUGCAGGAUGGUCCAACGCCAUGUACGUCCUCAACGAAGUCAAGAACCCAGUGCGGACCAUCAAGAUUGCCGGACCUGUCGGCCUCACAACCUGUGGCGUUUUAUAUCUCAUGGCAAACGUCGCCUACUUUGCAGCAGCCACUCCCAGUGAAAUUGCCCACAGCGGCACAACAGUUGCUGCAUACUUUAUGGACAAGGUCUUUGGGAAAUCAGCCAAGACCGCAAUGAGCGUGCUCGUUGCACUUUCUGCCUUCGGAAAUGUACUUACAGUCACGUUCUCCCAAUCCCGAGUAAAUGCGGAGUUGGCAAAGGAAGGAGUCAUUCCAUUUUCGAGGUUCUGGGCGUCGUCUUGGCCAUUCGGCUCCCCUUCGUCCGGUCUUCUCCUCCAUUACAUCCCGUCGUUCAUCGUUAUCGUAGCCAUUCCUUUUGGAAACGCGUACAACUUCAUCCUCGACCUGGAGGGCUAUCCAGGUGCAGUCAUCAACUUCCUCGUUGUCCUGGGUCUCUUCUACUUGCGCUGGAAGGAACCGAACACGAACAGGCCUUUCAAGGUGUGGCUGCCGGUUGCCGCAUUUUACAUGGCAGGCCAGGCUUUCCAGCUCAUCGCCCCUUUCCUGCGUCCACCCAACGGCGUGGGAGACACACCCCCACUUCCUUAUUGGCUGUACUGUGUGGUUGGUAUCGCUGUUCUUCUUGCCUCGGUGGUGUUCUGGUUUGUCUGGUGGGUGGCCGCACCCAAGAUUGGGAAGUACACGAUGGAGCCUCGAAACGAGCCACUGGCGGAUGGUACAAACGUUGUCGUUUAUCGCCGAGUUCCGAAGACUUUUAGGGACGAAUAA
Clonostachys rhizophaga is the source of this 1608-nucleotide messenger RNA. NCBI's taxonomy places the organism in Eukaryota, Fungi, Ascomycota, Sordariomycetes, Hypocreales, Bionectriaceae. The record is from the annotation of a GenBank genome assembly.